UUAUCUUGAGCUGUUGAAGCUCUAACUAAUGUGAGUAUUCUGGGUCUGCCUUCCAUCUGGGGAGUGAAGAUUACACAGUAUUAUGCUAUGAUGUGUUUCUUUCUCUUCAUUUUGAGGAACAUCGUAUGGACUAUUUGUAUUUGUGGUCUCCAUUAAAGACGCUUUUCACUUUGGAUAUAUUCCUGCAUAUUGGUCUGUAUUAUUAUCACUAGUUGUGUGUGGUUUUUGGUACACAUUUUAUUUUUAAUAAAUACAGAAUGUCUGACAGUGAGGAUCUGUAGAAAGUAUAAUAUCAAUACUGUAGUAUUAGAUUUAAAUUACAUUUAAACAACUCUUAUUUAACAUUUGUGUGAGUGCUGCUCUUUGAUAUAAAUAAUUGAGGGGGGUGAUAAUACAUUUUUAAGGUUGUGGUAUGUCCCACUCAUAAGUAGAUUGUCUACUCCUGAGCUUAUAUUGUAAAGUUUUGGAAAUAUUCAUAUUUAAGUUCCAACUGUAACAUCAACAGAGCUAACCAUACUAAAUGCUUGUGCUGAAUCACUAGCACAUAUGUAAUAACCUAAACAGCUGAUCUGUAUCACUUAAAUUGUUAUGUGUGCCUUUAAUAAUAACAUACGUACAGUUAAUCAGAAAACAUAAAUUAUGCUUACCUGAUAAUUUUCUUUUCUUCCGUUGGAAAGAGUCCACAGCUACAUUCAUUACUUUUAGAAAAUCAGAACCUGGCCACCAGGAGGAGGCAAAGACACACCAGCCAAAGGCUUAAAUACUCCUCCCACUUCCCUCAUCCCCCAGUCCUUCUGCAAAGGAAUAAGGAACAGUAGAAGAAAUAUCAGGGUGAAAAAAGGUGCCAAAAGAAUAAAGACGCCCCACUUAAGAAAACGGGUGGGGAGCUGUGAACUCUUUUCAAAAUAAGAAAAGGAAAUUAUUAGGUAGGCAUAAUUUAUGUUUUUCUUUUGGAAUUGGAAAGAGUCCACAGUUGCAUAAAUUACUUUUGGGAAAACAAUACCCAAGCUAAAGAGGACACUGAAUGCCAAAACGGGAGGGUACAUAGGCGGCCCAUUCUGAGGGCACCAAGCCUGAAACGCCAACCCAACAAAAACCUUGCUUCGUUUGAAGUCGAGAAAACUUUGAAAAGGAAAGGCCCCAAGGACACUGACCCACAGAUAGUCCAGAAGCCUAGCUAGAGACCGCAAAAUCAGACUCGACUGAGCCAACAUUCCUCCAGGAGACAGUCACCCAACAGUCAAUCCCUCACCCCUCACUAAUGAGGGGAACACCAGCCUAAACUCCCCAAGGGAUAGGGCAAGGAAGAACCGAAGGAAAACCGAAAGGUCACCACAAAAUUCUUAAAAGGAAAACCCCAAAUAGCGAGCCCAGCUCACAAAGACCAAAUUGGUCCUGACAGACAAUUGGAGGCUACGCCCAGACCAAGCAGAAACCAGAGGUUUAGGACCGGGCAUCGAAACAGAGAAACCUGUCUCUUAACAUCGUGCAAAAGCACUAAUAGACAAAACCCUGAGUCAAGAACACGCAGCCAUCAUCAGGAUGACAAAAAGACUACUUGCUGAGAAGUAAAAAGCUGCCAGCAAGAGAACAGAUUACAAAAUAAAAACUCCCAGACAGAGGGCACACUCUAGGCAAUCAACGAGGCCCACUGCACCCCCAAGAGAGAGGUUACACCCAGAACCCAAAGGUGGAUGGUAACCCUGAACCUUCUGCUUUUAAGCACAGGGAGCUAGCAACUAUGCCAGACCUAAAUCCUGAAGAUGACAACACAUCUCAGAACCCACUCCCAGCCCAAGCAUCGGUAGGUCUGAAACAGAAGAACCCCAACAUCAGCUCAAAAACUGGUGGAAGAAUGGUCACAGCCAUACCAACAAAGCACAAGUGCCAAAACGACUCCUUAUAAACAGAUGACAAGGCUCUAGACCCAAAAGAAUCUAACAAAAGGCCCAACAUAGUCUUGACACGGAGUCAGCAAGACUCCAGAUGGAACAUAACAACCCAGAGAGAAACACCCCUCUCUGAAGGUUAACUCUCAGUUCCAAUCUCCUGAAUCCAGGAGAAUCCCUAAGAAAAGGGACCACACCCCGAUUAAAAGGUGAAUAAGCCCCCCACCCUAAGAAAGGGGAUAGGGUCAAAAAGGCAGAGCACCUGCCCACAAGACACGAAGCCACAGGCUAAAGGAGAGAUCAAUCUCCAACACGGAUGAACUUGGAAGGAAUCCCCCUAAAGAAUUAGCUUGCUAACAAACAUCCAAUGUGCAAUAGCUGCAGCAGUGACACUGCAAACCCAUUCACCUGCAGAGCAGUGAAUCCAUAAGGCUACUACAGAAAGCUGACCAAGGGAAACCGACCAUAAAGGCGUAAGUCAAGCCCAGUGAGCAUUGGCACUCAGAAAACCUGGCCAACCGUGACCAAGUCAAUCAGUCUGAGUAAAAGGAAAUAGCCCAAGUUCCCAAGAACUCGAACCAACCCUAGAACCAAAAAGUCUGAGAACAGCUCCACAAGGGAAAAACUGAGCGAAGCCUCAGCAACCGGAAGCACCACGGAGAAACAGAUCCCCCAAUUGUUUAAACAAACAAUAUCCAAAAAUGGAACACCCCAUCUGAUAUAAAAACUAGACCACAAGGAGAUAUCAAUGCAAUAUCCAGAUCAACCCGGAUAACGAGAUAACUCGCAAGUCCCGACCCAAGGAAGAGACCACCCUUGCCAAAGUCCAAGGCGAUAAAAGUCAUGCAAUGACACUACAGCCCAUAGACUCUCAAACAGCAGCAGGACAACAAGCAAGGGUAUACCUCGAGGCCAAAAUCACUCAAGCAAAGCCUUGUCUCCACAUCACCUCCAUACAUUUAGGGGAUCACAUAGACAAAAGGAUUCGAAGAACCCCAAGCAGAGCCCAAGGAGACCACGCCUAGUGUCCCUAACAGGGAACAACCAUCUCCCAGAGGGGAACCCAGGUCCCUAAAAGGAGACCUAACCCGCAUGGAGACAAUGAAAGAAGACCAAAAGGUCUCAUAAAAACAGCUAGACAAUACACAGUCAAUGUGCAAUAGCUGCAGCUGGUCACAUUCUGCAAACCAUCCACUGCAAGACAGCUGAACUACUCAUUAAACUACUAGCUACUGAGAACUAAGUCCAGAAAGACAAUUCCCAGGGCCUCAAAAGAAAAAAGGCCAAACCGCCCAACUCGGCGGCAAGAGGGCGCUGAGCCCUCCAACCCUCCACUACAUGGGGAAGGGAACUCUAGGGUCUGACAACCCCAGACACAAGAGAGAGUGACUCAGCGGAACUCCACUGACCCAGUCAUCUAUAUUGAAGGCUAUAAGGACUGAGACAAUCCUUCCUGCCUCACGGACCCACUGGUCUUCUAGAAUGCUUAGUUGAACACAAAUGAUAACAUGAGCACUCGGCACCUCCACCAGACCAGCCAACCAGAACGGCGCCACAUGUCUGAACAGCUACCAGACAGAACUGAACCCAAACAGGACCAGCCUGCAAUCCGGGUCUUAACCGUCAAGCCUCAUAAAUCCUCCCUCAGAGAGGAAGAAGGAAAAAACAAAGGACUAACAUGUCCUCAAAAAAACUUCCACAGAAGUAACAGAGUAUUGAUCCCAAAAGAUUCCCGAAGGAGACAGAUAAACAAAAAAUAAAAGGACAUCCAAUUGGAUGAAAAUAAAUACAAGAUAACCCGUAGGUUAACGCCCAAGAAGAAACAGGCUUAACCGCAGGACCAGCCAAACGGAGCCCUGAUCUUCCAAAAACUGGGAAAGAUCUCAAUACAUGGACAAUCAGAAGAUUACAUCAUCCCCACGUGUCUAAUGAGGUGCACCAUUCGAAGAAGCAGACUGAGUAUUCCCGUAUCCGAUAAGGAAAGGGUCAUUCAAUAACUGAAAAACAUGUUUGUGUAACACACGAAGGCGCACAAUUCUGUUACCAAAGGCACAACACUCAGGGACAGUCGCACCCACAGGGAACUGUACAGUCCAAGGUGGAAUACCAGGGAAAAUAGGGCACAAGCACAAUUGCGCAUAAACGUCUGGACUCUGCAGACAAACAAUUGCCAAAAAAUAUGUGAAAGUGAAAUGUGCCGCAAUCUCCGGGGGGAACCAUCCGCCCCUCAUGGGGGAAUAAUCAGAAACUGGGUUACCCGCAUGUGUAGAAGUAUGGAUCUGUAGGGAACUCGCCUCUUGGAGGACAGGACCCCCAGAGGCGAAUGGCUCAGCUGGCCCUUGAAUACCCGAGGCUGAGGAACAAAGCACUCUAAUACGGCAUACAGAACAUAACUGAUUGACAGGUGUCCACGAGGCCAAUCCGGAUUCUUCACCGGAUGAAGGAUCUGAAUCUGAAAGAAGAACAGUCUCCAUAUUAGAAUCCUCCAUAACAGAGUCUGAAAAUUGAAUGGUCUCAGCAUCAGAAUCCUCCAUAACUGGAUGGAGUAUAUGCAAAUAUGGACUAAAACAAAAAACGGCACUUGACACCCACAAUGGCUGGGGCAUUCACCACCUCCUAUGACCAGACCCUUCAGACAAGAAUUUCUCAGUCGCCACAUGUCAGGAAUGUGGAAAUGGAAGACAGAACGUAAUCACGCCCGGUCACAAGGUGAACCGUCCAGUCCAAAAAAGCAUGCCCAACCAUUAGCGUUACUUCCAAAGGCCUUUAUGUUCCAAGCCAUCAGCCCAGUUAACACUACACAUAAGCAGAUUGAAUCAACAAACAUGAUUAAAAAAAACCCUGUUCAAUAACCCCCCUUAGGAGAUAUUAACCCUUGAUUCCAAGAUACGAAAAGGCGCCUCACUGAGACCCUUAUAUUUUUAAAGAUAGUCCCACAAGGUGGUAGCCUCUCGGGAAAACAUUUGUAAUACAGUACAUUCAUGAUUUAACAAGUAAAAUAAAACGAUCUUACCUGAAUCUACACCAUGGAACAGGAACACAGCCCUUCAAGUGUGAUGGAUAGCAGCAUCGCCUCUGCCAUGGACUUGAGAGAAGAAAGCAGGCAGCAGAGCGAAGUUAGACAAUGCUGAUUGCUUGAGGAGCUGUUAAUAUGAGUCAGGAUGGUUUCGCAGAAAGACUCUCCCUGCAUCUCUGGACUCUAACCUUCAUCCAAGCUCUCACUGAGAGACUGACAGGAUUACUUAAAACUCCUGUCCAUUGUCCAAGAGUACUACCCUCCAUAAAAGACCAAAAAAAAUUGACACUUCUCUGCCAACCUCCUGGGAAGAAAGGCAAAGAAUGACUGGGGGAUAAGGGAAGUGGGAGGAUUAUUUAAUCCCUUGGCUGGGGUGUCUUUGUCUCCUCCUGGUGGCCAGGUUCUUAUUUCCCAAAAGUAAUGAAUACAGCUGUGGACUCUUUCCAAUUAGGAAGAAAACUUUAUUUAUCAUUAUCUGUCUAAACCAUUUAAUAUACUUUUUACAGACACUGCCAGAGCACUGAGAGAUAUCAGGUAUUGAUGUAACUGGAGUGAAUAAGGGAACCUUCUUCCUGAGCACAGACAUUGGAACCUGUUAUCAGCAUGAACCCAUAUGUGUUAGACAAUCACUUGAAUGGUUCAUAUCCAUCCUUCACCACAGGAAGCAUCAGAAUGAUACCACAAACUCCAAUAGUCUUAGAUACCAAUGACUAUUCACAAACAUUGGGAAUAUCACAGCAGAUAUCAUUAUGUACAGAAAGUAAUUUAGUCAUCAAACAAGAGGAAAACAUUUAUGACUUAUCUAGUGAAAUUACUAUCCCUGAGGACAAACCACACACAUUUACUGAGUUAUCAAAACAUAGUAAAGAAGGGAAAAGUCUUAAGUUUAACCAAAUGGAUCAUACAAAUAAGAAUCCAUUCAAAUGUACAGAAUGUGAGAAAAGCUUCACAUGUAAUUUGCAUCUCCAUAAACAUCACAAAGUUCAUACAGUUGUGAAACCUUUCACAUGUACAGAUUGUGAGAGAUGUUUUGCAUCUAAAGGAAGCCUUAUGUAUCACAAAAAGACCCACACAGGGGAGAAACCUUUCACAUGUAACGAGUGUGGAAAAAGUUUUACACAAAAGAGUAAUCUAAAAACUCAUGAAAGAAGUCACACAGGAGAAAAACCUUUCACAUGUACAGACUGUGGGAAAAGUUUUACAGAAAGGAGUAAUCUGAAAUAUCAUGAAAGGAGGCAUACAGGAGAAACACCUUUCACAUGUACAGAGUGUGGAAAGGGAUUUAGAGAAAAGAAGAAACUGAACAUUCAUGAAAGGAUUCACACAGGGGAAAAGCCUUUCACAUGUACAGAGUGUGGGAAAUGUUUUACACAAAUGGAUCAUCUGAAAGCUCAUGAAAGAAGUCACACAGGAGAAAAGCCUUUCACGUGUACAGAGUGUGGAAAAAGUUUUACGCAAAAGAGUAAUCUGAAAACUCAUGAAAGGAGUCACACAGGAGAAAACUGUUUCAUAUGUAAUGAGUGUGGAAAAAGUUUUACACAAAUGAGUAGUCUGAAAACUCAUGAAAGAAUUCACACAGGAGAAAAGCCUUACACAUGUACAGAGUGUGGAAAAAGUUUUACACAAAUAAUUCAUCUGAAAAAUCAUGAAAGGAUUCACACAGGUGAAAAAACUUUCACAUGUUUAUAAAGUGGAAAAAGGUAUCUCAUGCCAGUUAGGUAUCACAAAACACCAAAUAUUUACUCAAAAAAUAAAAUUUAUAUGCACAGUGGGGAAACCUCUUAAAAAUUAUCCUAAAGAGGACAAACUCUAAAUAAAAAAUCCUAUUGUAAAAAAAUACUUUCUAAUCCCAGUUAUAAUAGCUCUAGAUUGGAAGUUCUCUCCUGAUGUCCUUUGUUUAUAUAUAUAUAUAUAUAUAUAUAUAUAUAUAUAUAUAUAUAUAUAUAUAUAUAUAUAUAUAUAUAUAAAUAUAUAUAUAUAUAUAUAUAUAUGUGUUCACCUCAGUUUCUCUCAUAUAAAUGUGAUAGAGUCCAAACACCACACAGGAAUAUACAGAUCUGUCCUCAUACUGUCUAGUUUACACAAAUAUUCCCCACCAAAGCACCCCAAGUGUUGUUUAUUAAUAUGCCAUUGUUAGGAGUUGUAUGUUUGUUUUACAUAGGGGAGAAAAUAAUUAAAUUUACAGAAUAAACAAUAAUAAACAAAAACAUCAGUCUAAAAUGAUUGACAUCUGGGAGAUAUAUUUAAUGUGCACAUCAUGUGGAUAAACCUUUUCUUAUAGCAAUAGAUGCUUAGCAUUGUACAUGUUAUAUACCAGAGGAAUUACUGAGGGGAAACUGAUUUUAUUUAAUGAGACACAAUAUCAGUAACCGGUACAUACGUGAUCAUAAGGGAACAUUAUAUGCCUGAUAGAUCCCUUUGUAUCAAGAGCACAAGUGUUAGGUAUAUUUAUAUCGUGUGCACUGUGCAUAUAUCAUGUAAUCCUGCUUUUUACUAUAUAAUUAUAUGUAAUGUUUUUUCAUGCAAAUAAAAAUGAUUGGAAUCCA
Molecule: messenger RNA, 7451 nt
Organism: Bombina bombina (fire-bellied toad)
Lineage: Eukaryota; Metazoa; Chordata; Amphibia; Anura; Bombinatoridae
Product: gastrula zinc finger protein XlCGF8.2DB-like
Exons: 2
Coding region: 5509-6594 (361 amino acids)
Biological process (GO): negative regulation of transcription by RNA polymerase II
Molecular function (GO): DNA-binding transcription repressor activity, RNA polymerase II-specific
Source: RefSeq, a predicted model, not a curated record